Molecule: messenger RNA, 588 nt
Organism: Cydia splendana
Lineage: Eukaryota; Metazoa; Arthropoda; Insecta; Lepidoptera; Tortricidae
Gene: Mif
Product: macrophage migration inhibitory factor-like
Exons: 3
Coding region: 153-512 (119 amino acids)
Molecular function (GO): cytokine activity; phenylpyruvate tautomerase activity
Source: RefSeq, a predicted model, not a curated record
CAAGUUUCACUACUUGCUGCCGGUUUUCAUUCGACUACAGUAUUUUUAGGAGUUUCGAGCUUCUGACUUGAAGUAGAGUGAAAUAAAGUGCUAAAUUAAUAUACCAGCAUUGUUUCUACAACUUCCACUGUGAGCGGACGCUAGUUCUCAUCAUGCCGCAUUUCAGGAUUGAGACAAACGUACCGCGGGACCAAAUCCCAAAGGAUUUUGUUACCAAGGCAGUGCCGAUACUUGCUAAAGCUCUUGGUAAACCGGAACAGUACUGCGUAGUGUCCGUUCAUCCUGAUGUGUUGAUGAGCUUCAGCGGAUCCACUGCACCUUGCGCCAUUGGGAAUGUGAUGUCUAUUGGAGCUCUGGGCGUGGAACAAAACAAGAAACAUGCCAAAGUUCUUUUUGAACUUGUAGAAAAAGAGUUAGGAGUGCCUUCAGACCGGAUGUACAUCACCUUCCAAGACGAACCAACAGGCAAUGUGGGCUUCAAGGGGACUACCUUCCAUGCCAUUUUUGGAUAAACACAUUGAGUCUCUUCGAACAUGUUUAAAUUUAUAAGGCAUUUAACAUACAAUCUAUGUAGGAUAAUCAUAAAGU